Messenger RNA from Hydractinia symbiolongicarpus, 789 nucleotides. RefSeq lists its product as uncharacterized. The coding region runs from base 1 to 789 and encodes 262 amino acids. The record is from RefSeq and is a predicted model, not a curated record. Lineage: Eukaryota; Metazoa; Cnidaria; Hydrozoa; Anthoathecata; Hydractiniidae. The transcript is spliced from 4 exons.
AUGGCAGCUUUACAGUGCAACUUAGAAAGUAACGAACUAUUAACGACCCCUUUAAUUGACUUUGGCAUCUAUAUUCAAAUGCCUGUAUACUUGGUAAUAGUUGGUAACCUAAAAAAGAACGAAACAUUUUGGGAAGACGAAUUAGAAUGUUCUCCAUAUGUUUUGGGCAUCAUAAAAAACGGUUAUCGUUUACCAUUUAAAACAAAGUCGUCAAAUUUUUUUGCUAAAAACAACGCUUCUAGUUUGAGACACAAAAAUUUUAUCGAGGACAGUAUUGAGGACCUUCUUUUGCAAGGUUGUAUCGAGGAAGACGAAACUAUGCCAUACUGCUGCAACCCGCUUACUGUAGCCGAAGGAAAAAACGGUUAUCACCACAUAACCAUACAAGAACAGGAUAGGACAUUUCUUGGUUUUUCAUGGACAUACGGCAAUGGGUUGACAAAAUUUUACCACUUUCUGGUUCUGCCAUUCGGGCUGGCUAGCGCUUGUUAUGUAUUCACAAAAGUUUUGAAACCUUUGAUUAAAAAAUGGAGAAAAAGCGGUAUCAAAAUCACAUUGUAUUUAGACCACGGUAUUUUAUGCGCACGAUCAUAUUCUUUAACAAAAUUUCAAGUCAGUCUUGUUCAAAACGAUCUACAUAAUUCAGGAUUUAUAGUUUAUUUAAAAAAGUCACAUUUGGAACCAGCGCAAAUUGGAACUUGGCUAGGAUUUAAUAUCGACACAACAAUAAUGGAGUUUUCCGAACCAAAACAGAAAAUUAUAAAACUUUUACAUCUCUUUUACAUCUAA